Sphenostylis stenocarpa is the source of this 1605-nucleotide messenger RNA. The record is from the annotation of a GenBank genome assembly. Lineage: Eukaryota; Viridiplantae; Streptophyta; Magnoliopsida; Fabales; Fabaceae.
AUGGCGUUCUUGUUGGGCGAAAUUCUCCAAUCCGUGGAGCUGUGGCUCAAAUUGAUCAAGAAGCCGCAGCCAGAGGCCUACGUCAACCCUAAUCUUGACCCAGUUUUGCUGGUGCCCGGUGUCGGCGGCUCCAUUUUGCACGCCGUUAGUGACGCGGAUGGGAGCCAGGAACGCGUUUGGGUUCGCUUCCUCAGCGCCGAGUAUAAGCUGAAGACCAAGCUUUGGUCGCGUUAUGAUCCUUCCACCGGAAAAACUGAGUCUAUGGAUCCAAAUUCAACAAUUAAGAUUCCUGAAGAUAGGCAUGGACUCUAUGCAAUUGAUAUUUUGGACCCUGACUUGAUGAUUGGAGGUGAGGCUGUGUAUUAUUUCCAUGACAUGAUUGUUGAAAUGCGCAAGUGGGGGUAUCAAGAAGGGAAAACACUUUUUGGCUUUGGAUAUGAUUUUCGCCAAAGCAACAGGCUGCAGGAAACAAUGGAUCAGUUGGCUGCAAAAUUAGAAUCAAUUUAUCAUGCUGCAGGAGGGAAGAAGAUAAACAUUAUAAGUCAUUCUAUGGGUGGUCUUUUGGUGAAAUGUUUCAUGUGCCUGCAAAGUGAUAUUUUUGAGAAAUAUGUUAACAACUGGGUUGCGAUUGCUGCACCUUUCCAGGGUGCACCUGGAAACAUCAAUUCGACCUUUUUAAAUGGAAUGUCAUUUGUGGAAGGAUGGGAACAAAGCCUUUAUAUUUCCAAAUGGAGCAUGCACCAGUUGCUGAUUGAAUGUCCUUCGAUAUAUGAACUGAGGGGUUGUCCUAAUUUUCAAUGGCAACAUGUUCCUGUCCUGGAAUUGUGGCGCGAGAGACAUGAUUCUGAAGGGAAAUCACACACUGUUCUGGAAUCAUAUCCGCCAUGUGAUAGCAUUGAGAUUUUGAAGCAAGCUCUUGUAAAUAACACGGUUAAUUAUGAUGGUGAGGAUUUACCCCUGCCUUUCAACAUGGAUAUCUUUAAUUGGGCAAACAAAACAUGGGAGAUUCUAUCUUCGGCCAAACUUCCCUCGCAAGUUAAAUUUUACAAUAUUUAUGGGACCAAUCUUGAGACACCUCAUAGUGUUUGUUUUGGGAGUGGGGACAAGCCAGUCACAGAUCUGCAACAGCUACGUUAUUUCCAGGCCAAAUACGUAUGUGUCGAUGGAGAUGGAACAGUUCCUAUAGAAUCAGCUAAGGCUGAUGGUCUCAAUGCCGAGGCAAGGGUUGGAGUGCCAGGUGAACAUCGGGGUAUCCUUUGUGAGCCACAUGUAUUCCGGCUUCUCAAGCACUGGCUGAAAGCUGGACAUCCUGAUCCCUUUUACAACCCCCUCAAUGAUUAUGUGAUUCUACCUACUGCUUUUGAACUGGAGAGGUAUAAAGAGAAGGGUGUAGAAGUAGCUUCCCUAAAAGAGGAAUGGGAAAUUAUUUCCAAGGACCAAGAUGAACAAAGCAAUACAGCCGAUAAAAUGUGUUCCAUAUCAGUUUCACAUGAAGGAGCCAAUCAAUCUUAUUCUGAGGCUCAUGCUACGGUCGUUGUUCACUCAGACAGUGAGGGUAAACAUGUUCAGCUGAAUGCUUUGGCUGUUUCAGUUGAUGCCUCGUGA